UUGUCCUCUCUCCUCCUCUCUCUUCUUCCUGCUCUCUCUCUCUCUCUCUCUGUAGAAACGACAAGAAUUCUGUCAAAUCCACCAUAUAAAUUUGAUAGAAUUACACUAAAUAUGUACCUGUUCUCCAUAUGCAAACUUGCACAAGUCUUGUUUUCUGAGUAGGGUUUUCAAAAUCACUAAGCCAGACUAAGUAAUAUUAAUCUAGCAAGAGGUAGUAGUUAUAAAUUUAUCAGAAAAACCACAGAGAAAGGCCUGAUAAAUUGAUUCGAUGGGAAGAGAGGAGUACUCUCAUGGUGGGGGGAUGAAUAAGCCUGCAUGGCUUCAGGGUUUGAUGGCUGAGACUUUCUUUGGAGCCUGUGGCUUCCACGAAAACCGCAGGAAGAAUGAGAAGAAUGUGUUUUGCCUCGUUUGUUGCCUCAGUCUUUGCCCCCACUGCCUGCCUUCUCAUUGCUCUCAUCCCCUUCUCCAGGUGCGACGGUAUGUUUACCACGAUGUGGUUCGAUUAGGCGAUCUCGAGAAGCUCAUCGACUGCUCCUUCAUUCAGCCCUAUACAAUUAACCAUGCCAAGGUCAUAUUUGUGAAUCAGAGGCCUCAAUCCAGGUCCUGUAAGGGCUCUGCCAAUAUGUGUUUCACUUGUGACAGGAUUCUCCAGGACUCUUUCCAUUUCUGCUCUCUUUCUUGCAAGGUUGAUUACAUGGUGUAUCGAGGGCAAGAUCUCUCAAGCAUUCUCUUCAGGAUUCAUGAAUCCGACUUUGCAAUUUCACAAAUUGAGGGAUUGAGAGUGGACGGUUCAGAGAUUAUCGAUGACGAUGGUCUAAUUACGUCAAACUCCAUCCUUGAGGAUCCUUUGCAGGACAAAAAUUCCUCGUGUUCCAAUGACAAUAUGGGCAGUUCGGAGAUUUCACAUGCACCAGUUGUGGUUAAUAAGAAGAAAAAGGGUUUUCUCCCGGGGAUUGUUCUGUCCCUGAGCAACAGGAGAAAGGGUGCCCCUCAGAGGGCUCCUCUUUCUUAGAUUAAGCAUGGGAUUAACAAUAAGAUUAUCUAUAAAUACAUAUUAUUAAUUAAUUAGGACGCUUAUAGGGUUGACGGCUGUGGAUUAAUUGAUCACGAUGUAAUUUAGGAUGGGAGAUUUCAUUUUCUGUUCUUGUUUUCGUUUUCGAAUUCGAUCAGAGCAUUUCUGUUGCUGACCAUAGGUGAAUGUAGAGAGAUUUGAGCCAAAUUGUUAGCUAGUCUCUUGAUUUCACCAAUUUUGUACUUGAUCAUGUAAUGGAACUUGCAAGUAUACAUACUUAUGUA
Molecule: messenger RNA, 1296 nt
Organism: Mangifera indica (mango)
Lineage: Eukaryota; Viridiplantae; Streptophyta; Magnoliopsida; Sapindales; Anacardiaceae
Product: protein RGF1 INDUCIBLE TRANSCRIPTION FACTOR 1-like
Exons: 4
Coding region: 269-1012 (247 amino acids)
Source: RefSeq, a predicted model, not a curated record